GCUGUAUUUGCACUCAGCAGAGUGGUGAUGUGUUUUUGAAUGAUAAAGUUUCGCUCGUUUUCCUACGAGUACGGAAGAGAAUGGAAUUUAUGCACGAAAUAGGAAAAGAUAGUUUAAUUUGAAAGGAAUUAAAGGAGGAACGCUAUGCAGGCGUGCUUCAGAAACAUGUAGUCUAAUGGGCUACCUUUUCCACAUUCACAAUCCCCAUGACUAAGAGCGGAUUAAAAAUACACAGCCCCAGGAUUGUCGCAGCUUUUUCGUAUAUGUGAUACGUGACGAAAAUAUAGAUUACGAACUCUGCGGGGGCGGUAUACAUUCCGUAAUACCCUAGUUGACAGCUUCGAAUGACCUAACGUUCUCCCCGGGUAUCUAAAAAUAUAAUUGAUUUUUCCAAGCCUCACAUUUGAAAAUUUUUAGUGUGGUGAAAAUAUUCUUAAAUCUGUGAAAGCUCCACCGUCUAUGAGGAAAGCAAAUCUGGCAGGCAGGAAGACAAGCAGACCAUAGAAGCAACACAGGAUAUGUUUAACUCUUCGGCGAAAGCAUUACCCAUGGAAACUACAAAGGAUCCUCCAAUGGUUCAAAACCCAGCAAAUUACUUCCAGGACACAGUUAGAGCUGGAGGCUCUAACAUUUCGAAUUUCUUCCGCGGAAUGUUAGAGGAACAGCGUCGAGAAGAAGCUAUCGAAAAGGGCGUGCAAUUGGCCGCCCGACAAGCUCUAGAAAUCUCCAAGCAAACUACAGAAGAAUCAAAACUUGCAAUGGAACUUGUUGACAACAAACGGCGGAAUUUUAUUGAGCAAAAACGACGCCAACAACUUCGUGAAAAUAACGAAGAGUUGCGACAGCUUGAAAUGAAAUUACGUGCAGCGUACACUGGCAAGGCAUUGGCCGCGCAGAUAGCCGAGAGAGAAGCUAUUCGCCAGCAAGAAAAAUUACUAUGUGAACAAGAAAAUAACUUACUAGAAGCUGCUCGGAUAAAAGAUGCAGAGUACAGGCAGAUGCAGUUGGAGGAGGAGAGGAAACGUAAAAAACAUUUUCGCGAAGAGAUGAUUGAACAAAUUGCCGAACGAGCAACUGAACGUGCAAAGAAAUAUGAAGAAUUUCUUAAAGAAAAGAAAAUUUUGGAUGAAAUUAGCCGCAAGUUGAUUGAAGAAGAAAUGGCUGAAUUGAAAGAGAAAGCAGAACGGCAAACGCAAUUCAGAAAGGAUAUUCAAGAUUUCCUGUGUAUGCAGAAAUCAUGGCGGGAACAACACAAACAGAUUACGGAUGAUGAAGACGUUAAAUUGGCCGAAUUCCUCAAAAAACGAGAGGCGGAACUAGCUGCUCGCGAACGUGAGAAACAGGAAAUGAAGCUAAAACGGCAGGAAAUCAGCGACAGGAUUGGAAAUGAAGUUGCUGCUCUUUAUAACGCGAAGAUGAAACGUCAAGAAUUGAUUGAAAAUCUACUGGUCGCGGAAUAUUCUCAGCGUGUAGAUGAAGAACAACGCAAGAAGCUAGAGAAGCAACUACGAGAACGCAUUCAAGUGCGUCUUCAACUUGCGGAACAAAAGGCCGACAACCUUCGAAGGAAGUUCUGCCAACAGGAAGAGGAUCGCAUCUUCCGCGAAGAGCAAAUGCAACUGCUUGCUGAACGUGACAAAUUGGAGCUUUUAUCAAAUGAAAAACGCAGACGGAAAAUCCUGGAGCAUAGGAAAGAAAUACAAAAUUGUCUUGAUGAGAAGAAAAAACGACGCGCUGAGGAGGUUGCAUUAUUGGUUAAGCAACGUGAUGAUGAUUUCGCAGAAGAGAAUAGAAUGAGACAACUUAUUGAAGAAGAACGCAUUCUUAUGCUCAAGGAACAUGCAACAGAACUUAUGGGUUUCUUGCCACCAGGUAUUUUAAGGGAGAGCGAUAGAGAAUUUUUACCAUUGCCACCGAUAACAUAGCGUUUUGUGAUAACUUUAUGACUAUUAUGAGCACCUAUUGUACUGAAAUUUGUAGACAUAGAAUAAUGAAUAAAUUCAAUGUAUUUCAUAAAAUAA
Molecule: messenger RNA, 2021 nt
Organism: Hermetia illucens (black soldier fly)
Lineage: Eukaryota; Metazoa; Arthropoda; Insecta; Diptera; Stratiomyidae
Product: meiosis-specific nuclear structural protein 1
Exons: 5
Coding region: 519-1925 (468 amino acids)
Biological process (GO): cilium organization
Cellular component (GO): motile cilium
Source: RefSeq, a predicted model, not a curated record